AUGAGUACCAAAUGUAACUUAUUAUCUGGUACAUUACCAGAAUUUGUUUAUAAAUGUGCUGGAAUUGAUCGAGUUGCAGCUGUAUUUGAUGAUGAAAAAAUCACUUUUACAUUUGCAGAUAUAAAAAAAGAAAUGGAUACAUUAGCGGCAGGCUUAUUAUCAAUAGGACUUAGGCCACAAGAUCGUAUUCUUAUUUGUGGCUCAAAUACAGCUCAUUUUUUUAUUUGUCCAUUAGCAUGUGCAAGAGCUGAUUUAAUCUUUUCAUUAAUGAGUCCAAAUUUUGCAAAUGCUGAGCAACUCAAAUAUGCACUUGUUAAGGGUGAAUUUCGUGCUAUAAUUUGUUUUCCGGCUAAUCGUGAAAUUGAAUUUUUGAGUAAUUUAUUAAAUGAAAUAUCACCAGAAUUAAUGUACUCAGUUAAAGGCCGCUUAUAUAGUAAAGUGGUACCAAGGCUGAAUUAUGUAAUUAUGGCUGAAGAAGAACAUAAACAUGCUGGUACAUUUACAUUAUCCGAAAUUUAUGGACGAAGCAAUCGAGAGAAAGUCGAUAAAUUGCCGAAUUUUAUGACGUGGGAUACGCAUAAACUUGCAGCAUUGCAAUUCACGUCUGUACGUUACAUUUAUGCUUUAUUUUCAAAAAAUUAUUUUUUUUGA
Messenger RNA from Cercopithifilaria johnstoni, 651 nucleotides. The record is from the annotation of a GenBank genome assembly. NCBI's taxonomy places the organism in Eukaryota, Metazoa, Nematoda, Chromadorea, Rhabditida, Onchocercidae.